Messenger RNA from Lingula anatina, 2714 nucleotides. RefSeq lists its product as uncharacterized. The record is from RefSeq and is a predicted model, not a curated record. Lineage: Eukaryota; Metazoa; Brachiopoda; Lingulata; Lingulida; Lingulidae.
UUCUCACGUCCUAGUCGGUCCUUCUGUGUCAAUAUUAAGAUUCAAUCUCACGUAUUUAGGUGAAUACUCAGUAUCAAGGUAUACAGAUGUGUAAUCAGCGCCUGUCUCACCUGUCACAAUACAGUGUCACCACCACACGUUUUAUUUACCUGUACUGCGACACUGCUCAAGUUAAAAGUAGGUCAACAGACGCCAUGACCGUAUUCAAAACAGGUAGCUGAACGCCAGUCGAACACAGAAGAGAUUUUUUCACGGAUAUCAAUAUCAAGAGGGAUACAGACCUAACACCUAUAAAAUGCAGCAUAGCGCCACACGUCAUGACUCCGUGACAAGCACGUGACAAACAGGAUAAACGAGAUUUGAGACAACACGGAGAAAUAUUCGCCUUGUUCAAGAGAGAAUGAUGACUUCGCCUAGUAGUGUGAAUCUUGCGCUUAUAUGGCUUCUCUGCUGUUUCACCACACAAGCGGUGAACAGGCCAGAUAGAACAUUUUACAUGGACAAUUCACAACAACAGUGUGGAGACAGGGACUAUUUUGUCUACAACGAGGUGAACACCGUCCAGCUGUGGAGUCCUGACAAAACCACAAUCGUCCAGCGCACAAGCGCGGAGGAAUGCGUACUUCGGUUUUCGGCGUUGCCGAAUUCCCGCGUUCUUCGGGUGACGUUUCCGGAGAUAAUGGACUUGCCGUGCAAUAUAGGAGUCACCCUGACUUUCUACGAUGGAAAUGGAGUGCAGACUGAUAUACUGAAAACAAUCUGUGGCAACUCAAAACCGCAAGAUCUCCUGGCUACCGGUUCUCACCUGGCCGUCAAACUGACCAAGAUAUCCGUACCUGCCACGGUGGACACCAAGUUCAAAUUUCAAGUUGCUCAGUUGACAGAUGACACUAAUCCAGCAGUGGGACAAUCGCCAUUUUACAUGGAUAAUCUAGAAAAAGAGUGCGACCAGACGUACACCCUCCAAACCGAUGUGCAAUACAUGGUGCAGGCAUGGGGUACCCAGGAGAGGACUAGACCGGCUGGCGAUAAAUGCCAAAUGUCUUUCAAGUCUAUCUAUGAAACCAUGCAGCUUCGUGUUCACUUUACUCAGUUCAUUUCCCCGUGUACGACAGGGCAGGCGGUGCUCUAUUUCUACGACAGCCGGGACCAGACUGCAGAAAUGAGACGUUAUACGUGUAGAUCUCAAGUUCCAGCAGGAAUCGUCACUUCCGGCCAGUAUCUGACCGUGUUACUGGACCGCCGUGGUAGCACGGAGUUUGACUUCAGUUUUAACGUGUCUAUAGUGAACGAGGAGAGCACAAUGGCCACACCCACUGCUUUACCGGGAUUUGUGACGCAUUAUUUCAGUCGUCCAUCUCACUGCGACACUAGAAUCUCUCUCACUGCUGUAAGCCAGAACCACCUUCGUGCAUGGGCGCCAGGUGCGAGGACUGAUUCUCUGGCUCCUCAGGAUUGCGUCAUGACGUUUCACGCGCAGCCAGAUCACGUGAUCUACGUGCACUUUGAGGAGCUGAGCAUGCCGUGUGACGGACGGCCGAAACUGACUUUUUAUGACGGAGGGGAUAAAAGCAAAGCGCUGAUGGACAUAUUCUGCAGCUCAACGCCGCCUGAGGAUUUCAGGACCACGCAGCAAUACCUGACUGUACAGCUACAGCGACGGAACAACACGGCUCUCGACUUCGCUGUGCUUAUUUCACAGGAGACCGCGGACACCGGUGGUCUAGGUGCCGGUGCUGUUGCAGCCAUAGUCAUCGUAUUACUGGUCAUCCUAGCAGCAAGUGCUGUCGCUGCUGUGCUGGUACUCAGAAGAAGAAAAAUAAAAAAGGAAAACUCAUCCCUAGAUAAAGGGGACACCACAGGCCAGGGACUCCUAGAGAUGGACGUUCCCACUGGAGAAAAUGGCACUUCCGACGAUGUACCAAUGAAGGAUAUGACCAGAAUAUGACGUAGUAAGACAUGAUGUCUAAUAAAUAACUAAUAUACCAGAUUACAGGAGUAGGUCAGCCUGUUAAAAACUGAUACCACAAGCGAUUGGCAUUAUCAGAGUAUGAGACAAUAGCACUAUGAAGUGAAAACAAAAUGAAUUACAAACUAUAUUGAAUAUUCUGUGAUAUAUCUUUGUCUGGAGAGAAUGGUCUCUAAGGACAACCCGCUGUCCACUGUACAAGAUGUUUAAAUAGACACCAAAACGAUUUGUCGCUAUGUGAGGAAACCAUUGUGUUAGCGCAGCCAAUCUGAUCACGUCAAAGAUCGGACUGAAAUCCAUAAGUGCUACACGGAAACGCCACAGACGGCAAAACUAACCAAUUUGCAAGUGCCCUAAGAAUUUGUCAGCCCUGACAUGGAUAGCUGCACUGUGCGCUUCGUUAUCAUAUCAUAUACUGGUGUGUUGCGAUGUGUAGAAUAGGUAUACUUGUUUCAGGAGACAAUUUUUGAACGUAGAAACCAGCAUAUGUAUGCUUGUGUUGCAGCCAUAAUGAAUCUGCUUGCUUUUAACGGUAAAUCUCCCUGUAUGUUAUUUAAACCCUAACGUACUCGUUAACGUGACAAAACUCACAUUAGUCGCACAAUUUUUGUAAAUCGAGUAUUUAAGACUUUAUCACUAUGCUUGGCUGAAGAUACUGUCACAAUAUAUAACUGAACUGGUGAAUUUCGAUCUCACUUUGCUCAAUGUGUAAUUUGAAAAAUUCAAAUAAAAAUUUAUUUUACAA